Messenger RNA from Cavenderia fasciculata, 576 nucleotides. RefSeq lists its product as uncharacterized. Gene Ontology annotation, molecular function: transcription corepressor activity. Gene Ontology annotation, biological process: regulation of DNA-templated transcription. The transcript has 2 exons. NCBI's taxonomy places the organism in Eukaryota, Evosea, Eumycetozoa, Acytosteliales, Cavenderiaceae. The coding region runs from base 1 to 576 and encodes 191 amino acids. The record is from RefSeq and is a predicted model, not a curated record.
AUGUAUACAAGUCAUCACAAUCAAGAAGAUGAUACCUUUUCUUUAUUAAAUCAACUUGAACAAUUAACUUUAGAGUCGGUCUCGCCGACAUCAUCUUCGACCAAUCAACAGCAACAAUCCAAAGGUUACCAAAAUGCUGUUCUCUUUUACGAUCAAAUUAUUAAAGAUGUUCCUUUGUUGGUUCCACAAUUUAACAUUAUCAUGAAGGAAUAUAGACAACAUAUAUGUGAUAUACCUAAAACAUUUCAAAGAGUUUAUGAUUUGUUCAAAGAUCAUAAACAUUUAAUCAAAGGAUUUAGUCAAUUCCUACCUCGUGAAUAUAAACAUGUUGAGGAGAAGAAGAAGGAGGUGAAGGAGGGGGAGGAGGAAGAUGAGAAAGAUGCAGCCGUGCUAUAUGUAGCAAAGGUUAAACAACGAUUUAAAAGUACCCCUCAAAUAUACCAACAAUUUUUGGUGACCUUGAAGAUAUUUAAUGGUAAUAAUCAAGCUGAAAUAGCUUCUCUAAUUAAUAUUUUGUUCAUAGGUCAUAAUGAUCUAAUACAAGAUUUUAAACAUUUCCUUCCCAGACCAAAAUAA